AUGGUCUGCUCCAAAUGCCAAAAGAAACUCAAAUCAACCGAGCUAGCGACGCCCGGCGUAAAACGCAAAUCAGAAAUGUACUACGGCUCGCCCUCGGCCUCGGUAGGCGGCGGUGCCGGAGCCGGAGCCAGCUCUAGCAAGUCGAAACCUACAUUGGGAAAUACGGGUGUUGGGAAGAGCAAACUACUCAGCUCGAAAGCCAAGAAUCCUUACGCGGCAUACGCGUCGUCCUGUGAGCUAUGCAAGACCAAGACGGAGCAAGGGAAGAAGUAUUGUCAGCGGUGUGCGUAUCAGAAGAAUGCGUGUCCGAUGUGUGGGAAGAGUUUGGCUGCCAAGGCAUCGAAAGAUCAGCCUGUUGUGCAGGGACAGAAAUUUAAUUUGAAAUGA
Aspergillus affinis is the source of this 387-nucleotide messenger RNA. RefSeq names its product cysteine-rich PDZ-binding protein. Gene Ontology annotation, biological process: cytoplasmic microtubule organization. The transcript is spliced from 3 exons. The record is from RefSeq and is a predicted model, not a curated record. Gene Ontology annotation, molecular function: microtubule binding. NCBI's taxonomy places the organism in Eukaryota, Fungi, Ascomycota, Eurotiomycetes, Eurotiales, Aspergillaceae. The coding region runs from base 1 to 387 and encodes 128 amino acids.